AUGCUUCUAGAAGCAUGCUUUGAUACUAAUGAUGAAAUUUCCAUUAUAGAUGAAGUUGAUGAGCUUAUGGAACUCAUUAAGAAAACUUGGGGGAUCCUAGGACUGAAUCAAAUGCUGCACAAUAUUUGCUUUACAUGGGUUCUGUUCAACCGAUAUGUUGUUACUGGGCAAGUUGAAAACGAUCUGCUAUAUGCUGCUGACAAUCAGCUUGCUGAAGUUGCAAAAGGUGCAAAGGUGACGAAGGAUCCUGUUUACUCUAAGAUCUUGAGUUCUACAUUGACUGCCAUGUUGGGUUGGGCUGAGAAAAGAUUCCUGGCAUAUCAUGAAACUUUUGAUAGUGGAAAAAUUGAUUCCAUGCAAAGCAUUGUUUCUAUUGGGGUAUCAGUUGCCAAAAUCUUAGUUGAAGAUAUAUCAAAUGAGUAUCGUCGAAGAAGAAAAAAUGAAACUGAUGUGGUACGCAGCAGGAUUGACACUUACAUCAGGUCUUCACUCCGCACGGCUUUUGCUCAGAGAAUGGAGAAGGCAGAUUCAAGCAGAAGAUCAUCAAGGAACCAGCUGAAUUCCCUUCCUGCCCUAGCUAUUCUUGCUAAUCUUGCAAAGGAUGUUGGGGAUCUUGCAAUGAAAGAAAAUGACAUAUUCAGUCCUAUCUUGAAGAGAUGGCACCCUUUUGCUGCAGGUAUAACAGAGUUGACACCAGAUGCUGUACAAAUACUGAGAGCUGCUGAUAAGUUGGAAAAAGAUCGUGUCAAUAUUGCUGUUGAAGAUUCAGUGGAUAGUGAUGAUGGUGCGAAGGCCAUCAUUCGUGAGAUGCCUCCUUAUGAAGCUGAAGGUGCAAUAGCCAACAUGAUCAAAGUUUGGACAAAGACAAGAAUAGAAAGGCUGAAGGAAUUGGUUGAAAGAACUCUUCAACAAGACACACACCAACCCAUUCAAGCAGAAGAAGGGGUCUUUCUCCCAGGAAACUGCAGAAAGAAUAAUAAGCCGUGCUGUCAACCAAGUGAGAGAAUAACAGAUUUUCAGGCAUUAAGCUGGAAGAAUAAUGGGAGCCCUACAUAA
Molecule: messenger RNA, 1056 nt
Organism: Fraxinus pennsylvanica
Lineage: Eukaryota; Viridiplantae; Streptophyta; Magnoliopsida; Lamiales; Oleaceae
Source: the annotation of a GenBank genome assembly